Laccaria bicolor S238N-H82 is the source of this 725-nucleotide messenger RNA. RefSeq lists its product as uncharacterized. The transcript has 6 exons. Gene Ontology annotation, molecular function: ER lumen protein retrieval receptor activity. Gene Ontology annotation, cellular component: cis-Golgi network; endoplasmic reticulum; membrane. The record is from RefSeq and is a predicted model, not a curated record. Gene Ontology annotation, biological process: protein retention in ER lumen; endoplasmic reticulum to Golgi vesicle-mediated transport. The coding region runs from base 1 to 639 and encodes 212 amino acids. NCBI's taxonomy places the organism in Eukaryota, Fungi, Basidiomycota, Agaricomycetes, Agaricales, Hydnangiaceae.
AUGAAUUUCUUCCGUUUGCUGGGUGACUUGUCACAUUUGGCCUCGAUAUUCAUCCUCUUGCAUAAAGUUCAAACGACGCGAUCAUGUCGAGGAAUAUCGUUUAAAACACAAGCUCUAUACGUAGCCGUGUUCAUUACACGCUAUCUGGACCUCUUCUUCCGUUAUGUCUCCCUAUACAACUCCGUCAUGAAGCUCUUCUUCAUCGCAAGCAGCUGCUACAUUCUCUACCUCAUGAAGUACAAAUAUAGACCAACGCAUGACCCCUCCAUUGACACCUUCCGCAUCGAAUACCUGCUCGGCCCAUGCUUCGUCCUCUCCCUCAUAUUCAACUACAAGUUCUCCUUUUCGGAAAUCCUGUGGUCGUUCUCCAUCUUCCUCGAGGCCGUUGCUAUCCUUCCCCAGCUUUUCAUGCUCCAGCGCACCGGAGAGGCAGAGACUAUCACGACACAUUAUCUGGCUGCCCUCGGAGUCUACCGAGCGCUCUACAUUCCAAAUUGGAUAUACAGAUACUUCACGGAAGGCCUUGUCGACCCCAUCGCUGUGACAGCAGGUAUUGUUCAAACAGGGUUGUAUCUCGACUUUUUCUACGUCUACUUUACAAAAGUUUUACAAGGCCAGAAGUUCGAGCUUCCAGCAUAAGUUAGAUGUUCAGGCUCUGUAAUGCGGCAAUACUAUGUUGUUCGUUGUGACGCGGUAGUCUCAAUAUAUGGGCAAGAAGGAGGACU